CGCCCCCCGUCCCAUUCGUCCUCCCUCCCUCCCCCAAUUCCACCACACAACGGUCCUCCGCUCCGCUCGCUCUGCCCGCACCGUACUGUUCACAAGGGGGGCGCCGGCCGCAGUCGCCGCUGACCGGAGCGAUCCGCCUCUCCGACCACCGGACGCGGCGAGGGGAGCCCGAGGAGAUCCCGGCUGAUCUCCAGUUUCCAGACGCGCCAGCGGGGGGAGAGGAGGCGGCGGUCGAUCUCUGCGGGGGAAAGGCGCGAGCUUGGGCUUGCCUGACUUCUUGCUGGCGGCGGGGGCGAAGGGGCGGGCGGGGGCGGGGGCGGCGGCGAUGCUGCGCCGGAAGUCGCCGUUCGCGGCGGCGCCUGCGGCCGCCAAGCAGGGGGAGGGGGAGGAGGCGCCCGCGCGCAGGCCCGGCGCGCCGCUCUCGCUCGCGGGCCUCCUCGUCUCCAUCUUCCUCGUCGCCAUCUUCCUCUACAACGAGGACUCCGCCGCCGUCAAGGCCCCCAUCGCCGCCGACGCCGCGGCCGGGGACUUCCCGCUCGCCGGGGCCUCGCGCGCCCGGUCCGCCCCCGACCUCCACCUCCUCCACGAGGUCAACCCCCGCCCCCAGCAGCAGCAGCAAGAGGGGAACGGCGAGGAGGAGGGGCAGCGUCGCCAUGUGGAGCAGGUGGAGAGCAGGAGGAAAGCGAGCGACGGCGACAGGGUGGACGCGCCCGCGAGAGCAGACAAGCGGGCCGCCCCCGCCACGACGACGACCGCGACGCCUCCUCCCAGCAGCGGCGGCAACACCAGCACCACGAGCAGCAGAGCGGCGGUGGCGGCGCCGGAGCCGGCGGCGUGCAACCUGUACCAGGGGUGGUGGACGUACGACGCGGAGGCGUCGCAGGUGCCGCUGUACCGCGAGGCGGAGUGCGAGUUCCUGACGGAGCAGGUGACGUGCAUGCGCAACGGCCGGCGCGACGACUCGUACCAGCGGUGGCGCUGGCAGCCCUCCUCCUGCGACCUCCCCAGGUUCGACGCGCGGGUGCUGCUGGAGCGGCUGCGGAACAAGAGGCUGAUGUUCGUGGGGGACUCGCUGAACCGGAACCAGUGGGAGUCGAUGGUGUGCCUGGUGUCGUCGGCGAUCCCUGCGCGGGACAAGAAGUCCCUGGCCAAGUUCGUCGGGCCCAACGGCUCUCUCAACGUGUUCAGGGCGGCGGAGUACAACGCGACGGUGGAGUUCUACUGGGCGCCGUUCCUGGUGAGCUCCAACUCGGACGACCCGCAGGCGCACAGCGUGGCGGACCGCGUGAUCGCGUGGCGGUCCAUCGCCAAGCACGCCCGGCACUGGCGCGCCGCCCACUUGCUCGUCUUCAACACCUACAUCUGGUGGCUCAACAACUUCGAGAUGAAAGUGCUGAAGAACCCUCGGGCGAUGCCGGACAAGUACACGCUGGUGGACCGGCCGGUGGCGUACAAGGAGGUGCUCAAGACGUGGGCCAAGUGGGUGGACCGGCACGUCGACCCCGGCCGGACCAAGGUCUUCUUCAUGGGCAUGUCGCCCAACCACGGCGUGCCGGAGGCGUGGGGCGGGGGGCCGGGCGCCAUCAAGUGCGCCAUGGAGACGCAGCCGAUCCUCAACCACACGGGCCCGCUCUACAUCGGCACCGACUGGCGGCUGCACGGCGCGGCGGAGGCGGUGCUGCGCACCAUGCGCCGCGUGCCCGUCCACCUCGUCGACAUCACCGCGCUCUCCGAGUUCCGCAAGGACGCGCACACCUCCGUGCACACGCUCAGGCAGGGGAAGCUGCUCACCCCCGAGCAGCAGGCGGACCCGCGCACCUACGCCGACUGCAUCCACUGGUGCCUCCCGGGCCUCCCCGACACCUGGAACCACUUCCUCUACGCCCAGAUCGUCGCCGCCCCUCCGCCGCCGGCGCAGGCGCAGGCGCAGCCCCUUCCGCAGUCGUCGUCGUCGUCGUCGUUGUAGCAUAGCCUGAUUAUUAGUAGCCAUUGCCGUUGUGUUCUACUGAUCUUCCUUCUUUGUUUCUUUCUUUUCUUCUGGGUUUUCUCUUUUUUUCUUUUCUUUGUGUGACCAACCAAUCUGUUGUCAAUCUGUGAGUAAGUAAUUCUUUUGUAGAAGCA
Aegilops tauschii subsp. strangulata is the source of this 2121-nucleotide messenger RNA. RefSeq names its product xylan O-acetyltransferase 6. Gene Ontology annotation, molecular function: O-acetyltransferase activity. Gene Ontology annotation, cellular component: Golgi apparatus. NCBI's taxonomy places the organism in Eukaryota, Viridiplantae, Streptophyta, Magnoliopsida, Poales, Poaceae. The record is from RefSeq and is a predicted model, not a curated record.